Messenger RNA from Ctenopharyngodon idella (grass carp), 6265 nucleotides. It is a transcript of the gene plac8l1, whose product is annotated as PLAC8 like 1. The transcript has 5 exons. The record is from RefSeq and is a predicted model, not a curated record. NCBI's taxonomy places the organism in Eukaryota, Metazoa, Chordata, Actinopteri, Cypriniformes, Xenocyprididae. The coding region runs from base 1648 to 2097 and encodes 149 amino acids.
GUAUGAUCUCUCUUAUUUUGUUAAAAUUUUGCACAUUUUCACAGAUUCUGCAAGUGGUUCACAUACUUUUUCUUGCAACUGUAUAUCCGAUAAUUUUGCUGUUUUUGUAUUUAAACACAGCUUCACUAUUAGACACAAUAGAGAUGCUGUACAAAUGCAGGUGGUUCUCUCUCUCUCUCUCUCUCUCUCUCUCUCUGUAAUAAUUUGACAAGGAGUCAUGUCUAAAGUGAAUGUAAACAGGCAGAACAAAAAAAAUUGGAUAUAGUCAAAAGAUCAGCCCAAGAAAAAGUUUCUUCAGCACCAAAUCAGCAUAUUAAAAUUAUUUCUGAAGGAUCAUGUGACACUGAAGACUGGAGUAAUGAUGCUGAAAAUUCAGCUUUGCAUAACAGGAAUAAAGUACAUUUUUAAAAGAUAUUCAAAUAGAAAACAUUAAACUUUAAUAAUAUUUCACAAUAAUAUUGUUUUUAGUCUAUUCUUUAUCAAAUAAUUGCAGCCUUGGUGAACAUAGGAGACUUCCUUCAAAAGCAUGAAUAAGUCUUAAGAUUUAAUGAUGAAUGAUAAAUGAAUGAAUGAUACUAUCAGAUCGAUUCCAAACCUACUGUGAUUGGGUUGGAAUAAUGUAGUACUUAAGGUUAUCUGUAAGGUUAGUAACAAUAACAAUUGGUUACUUCGAUAAAACCAUAUUGGAUGAUCACUAAUCUAAAAGUCCCGCACGGUCUUUGGUGAUUACGACCCUUUUGUACUGAAGUGAGAAAAUAUGUAUUUUCUUUAAAGGUCAAAUGAUAAAGAAAAGUUGCAAAAAAACAAUUUUUUGGACCCAAAUAGUGCUGUUUUCUCAGAAUGUGCCAACGCUAUGAGGGAUAUUACUCUAUUUUCUGGCCAAACAGGCCGUAGCAGAUAUGAAGACGGCUCAUUUUUACAGUCGGAUGCAAGUGGAGAUGAGAUCAUCCACAAAGAAACACGUUCAGAUAAACGAUAACAUGCACUUCAACAGACUUGGGUGGCAAAAAUAUAAGCGAGCCAUUCUAUAUAUGACAGCUAUAUGCAAUGUUUCAUUAGUGGAUGUGACACUGUUUGAUGAGCGUUAGCUGCAGUGCAGAAGGAAGUGAUGCGAGACAUUAACCUCAAGAGGACGUGCUAUCCUGCAUUGCUGCUCUUGGGGUGAAUUUAUGUAACAUCUUUUUCACACAGGCUGGGUCGCUGGUAAGCUUUUGUUGCAUAUUUGAGGUGUCAUUUGCAAGGUUUUGUUUAAUAUUUUUUUGUGUGUGUGAAUUGUAGGCUCUAGUGGGAUAUUUGUAAGUAGGCCUGCAGUCCCGAAAUUCAUGAUUAUGUGUUGUAUAAUUGUAUUUGAGAGGAAUUUUUGUAUCUGUAUCUGCUAUUGUGUGUUACAUUGCUGUUUGUGACUUGAGAGUUAGUAUUUGAAUGCGCUUGUGAGGUGUUUUCAUUUGUGUGGGGGUCUCCUGUGUGUUGUGUGUGUGUGUGUGUAUGAAGGCUUAUCAUCUCACAGCAGCUUUCUGUCAGGGCUUCUUGGCCAAGCGGCUAUCAGAAAGAACACACCACUGUCACCAUAGGAAACUCACCCCUGUCUUUUCCCUUAGUCUGUUGUCAUCGUGAGGGAUUGUUCUGAGCCACAUUCACCAUAUUCAAAUGGACUCUCCAGGUGGAAAAGAUGUUGAAACAAACCCAACAGGAAGUGAUGGAACGAUGGCACUUCCUGUGCUGACUCAACCUGGCCUCGGGGAGACCACGACGACAGUGACCACUAUCACACAAACAGGGGGAGACUGGAGCACAGGACUGUUUGAAGUGUGUGGUGACACCAGCACAUGUCUGAUGGGUGCGUUUGUGCCGUGUUGUUUGGACCUGAGUCUGGCUCAUCAGUAUGGAGAAUGUGUGUGUCUGCCUAUGCUGCCCGGCUCCACGUUCGCUAUGAGGGUGGGCAUCAGAGAGCGCUUUAAAAUCAGGGGCAGUGUGUGUGAGGACUGGACUAUGGUAUAUUGCUGCUACCCUCUGGCCCUCUGUCAAAUGAUCAGAGAGAUGAAGAAGAGACUGAAGACACAGAUCUAUACCGUUUCUACCAUGCUGGAGAGCUCCUGAGACAGUGUGUGUGUGUGCGUACACAGCUCCAAUUUUCUUCUCAUCCGUGUUUUUGGCGAUGCUAAAAGACUGAGGGGCCAUCUCAGCUGUCAGGAUGUUUAUUACCCGGGGUCCUGAACUUCACGCAGGGUUAGACAUAUCAGUACUCUCUGCUUGAAGAUUGAUGCCGCUGACAUUUCAAACUGACGGAGAGAUGGAGUGACAGAUGGGUGGAGAGACGGAUGAGUGGAGAAGAGGUUCCUGAUGACUUCUGGGGCUGUGUAUGCUUUGAUUUCAGAUUGCUCUCUCACGGUACAUAUAGUACAUAUGCGGGUUUUGCUAUAUGAAUUCAGUUUGGAUUGGCACUUUUUUUAAAUUGUGUUUCAAAGUCAGAGUUAAAACUGUUUUGACAUCUCUUCUCUUGUUUUAUCCAAAAUAAAGUGUUUAAAAAAAUCUGUUUAAAAAAUUGAACAAGAAUAAAUCUAGGGCGGGACUUAAUUUUAUUCAUGGGGAAUUGAUUGGAUGGUUUGCUAUUGGUGGAUCUCAUGACAGGUUGCCCCACCCAUUUUGAUUAAAGAUUAAGGGCAUAUGAAUUUAAAAAAGUAAUGAUGUACACAGAUAAAUACUGGUAACACUUUACAAUAAGGACUCAUUUGUGAACAUUAGUUUAAGGUGCAGUGUGUAAAUUUUAGCGGCAUCUAGUGGUGAGGUUGCGAAUUGCAAAAUAGAGAAGCUACGGUGGCCAACACAGGACAAAGUUGUCGUUGUCUGAGACAGCAGAGAGAAGCCAGUCAAUCAUACGCGCUCUGUAGAGCAGUUUGUCCGUUAAGGGCUACUGUAGAAACAUGCCAGCGCAAAAUGGUGACUAAGGGUACGUUUACACGACAACGAUAUGCUUAAAACUGAGAAGUUUUUCCUUUGAGUUUUCCACGUACAGGCGACACCAUUGUCAAAACUAUCUCCAUUCAUACGAAUCCGUGAAAAUGACUAAAAACGCUGUAUUCUGCUGGCAGGCCAUUAGAUGGCGAUGAAACACUAUCUACCGAACAUGUAAUGCGCAUGUGCAUGGCGUCAUCAUUUUCACAGAUGCGCAUUUUUGUUGUUUACACAGAGACCAUUUUCAAAAACUUGCACUUUGAAACCCGUUUUCAAAAGUUUGCGUUUUCAGGCAACCAAAACGCCAUUGUCGUGUAAAUGGACAGCCAAAACACAUAAAAAGUUUUCCAUGUUUAGUUAAAAACGGUGUAGUGUAAAUGGCCUCUUAACAUGUAAGGGGACCCAUGGUGUAUGUAGAUAGAAAUGGCUCAUUCUAAAGUAAUAAAAACCUAAUGGCUCAUUAUGUAAGGUCUUUAUACACCACUGAAAACAUAGUUAUGUAUAUUAUAUUACAUAUCUGUCAAUAGAUCCUCCUUAAAUUUACACAUUGCACCUUUAAUGUAUUAACUAACAUCAACAAUGAGCAAUACAUUUGUGACAGUAUUUAUUCAUCUUUCUUAACUUUAGUUAAUACAAAUACAACUGUUGGUUGUUUGUUCAUGUAAAGCCGUGCUCACACUACAGGAGUUUUAGGCUGAUUUAUCCCUGAUUUUCCCCUUCUGAGAAUCAGAGAAAAAAGUCUUGUCAAGGAGCUUGAUUGGUUCUGAUGUUUGGUGCAGGUUAUCUGAUAAUGUAAGGCGUUCACAGAUCGAAUCUUGCACCUCCCGAUCUACUCUCACACAAAUCGGGGCCGCCCCAAUCAUAUCAAACAUGUUUGAUAUUUAGGAUUUUUUAAAUCGGGAUAAUCAAGACUAUGAUUACGACAGUACUGUCACAAUAGCCAAUAAGAAACAAGUCUACAAGGAGACGGAAGUGACGGAUAUUUUGAAAUGGCGACUGUGAAACCUGCAGCACGGAUCCGCUGGACUUCAGAGAUGGAGGAGCGACUUGUUGAUAUGUAGCAAGGCUACAACAUGACUGCCUAUACAAAGUAUCUUCAAAACUAUACCACAACCGCACCGAUAAAGAGAACAGCUGGGGAGAAAUCACAUCGAUUUUAAAAGUACCAGGGUUUAAUAUGGAGUUGGUCCACCCUUUGCAGCUAUUACAGCUUCAACUCUUCUGGGAAGGCUUUCCACAAGGUUUAGGAGUGUGUUUAUGGGAAUUUUGGACCAUUCUUCUAGAAGCACAUUUGUGAGGUCAGGCACUGAUGUUGGACGAGAAGGCCUGGCUCGCAGUCUCCGCUCUAAUUCAUCCUAAAGGUGUUCUAUCGGGUUGAGGUCAGGACUCUGUGCAGGCCAGUCAAGUUCCUCCACACCAAACUCACUCAUCCAUGUCUUUAUGGACCUUGCUUUGUGCACUGGUGCGCAGUCACGUUGGAACAGGAAGGGGCCAUCCCCAAACUGUUCCCACAAAGUUGGGAGCAUGAAAUUGUCCAAAAUGUCUUGCUAUGCUGAAGCAUUAAGAGUUCCUUUCACUGGAACUAAGGGGCCAAGCCCAACCCCUGAAAAACAACCCCACACCAUAAUCCCCCCUCCACCAAACUUUACACUUGGCACAAUGCAGUCAGGCAAGUACCGUUCUCCUGGCAACCGCCAAACCCAGACUUUUCCAUCAGAUUGCCAGACAGAGAAGCGCGAUUCGUCACUCCAGAGAACACGUCUCCACUGCUCUAGAGUCCAUCCCACGCUUUGCAUUGCACUUGGUGAUGUAAGGCUUGGAUGCAACUGCUCGGCCAUGGAAACCCAUUCCAUGCAGCUCUGUACGCACUGUUCUUGAGCUAAUCUGAAGGCCACAUGAAGUUUAGAGGUCUGUAGAUAUUGACUCUGCAGAAAGUUGGCGACUUCUGUGCACUGUGAGCCUCAGCAUGCGCUGACCCCGCUCUGUGAUUUUACCUGGCUUACCACUUCACGGCUGAGUUGCUGUUGUUCCCAAUUGCUUCCACUUUGUUAUAAUACCACUAACAGCUGACUGUGGAAUAUUUAGUAGUGAGGAAAUUUCACGAAUGGACUUAUUGCACAGGUGGUAACCUAUCACGGUGCCACGCUUGACUUCACUGAGCUCCUGAAAGCGACCCAUUCUUUCACAAAUGUUUGUAGAAGCAGUCUGCAUGCCUAGGUGCUUGAUUUUAUACACCUGUGGCCAUGGAAGUGAUUGGAACACCUGAAUUCAAUGAUUUUGAGGGGUGUCCCAAUACUUUUGGCAAUAUAGUGUACAUGUCUGUGAAAAGAUAAGAUACCAAUUCAUCAAUAUAAAAUGUCCACAAGCCACACACAAAUCCCCCCACCUCACACACCGACACAAUCCCCUCUCUCUCUCUCUUAGUUUACAGUGCAUUAACUAAUUCUAACAAAUAAAAUUUUUUGUAAUGAUAAUGUAUUACUAAAUGUAUUAAUAAAUGUUAUAAUAAUGUAUUACUUAAUGUUUAAUAGAUUUUUACUAAAUGUUCAAUAGAUUUUUACUUAACCCAAGACUUUAAGGUAUGUGUCUACCCUGAGAAAUAUUCACUGGAGUUACUAGCAACCUCCCCUAUAUAAAUAAUUUAAAUCAUCCAUCAUGGUUUUCAAGGAUUGUAUGACAUCUACAAGCCUGGUCCAAAGCGUGUGUGUGUGUGUGUGUGUGUGUGUGUGUGUGUGUGUGUGUGUGUGUGUGCAUUUCUGUAGAGGGCACUGUUGUCACACACACUGUCCUGGGGUGAAGUAAGGAGAGUGUGUGUCUGUGUUUGAGACGACAGGUGUAUGGCUGCCGUCAAGGGUUUUCUGUGAGGCCCCCGGGGGACAUGAGACCGCUGGAGCCUUAAGCACUGCAGAUACAAAACCAGAAAGGUGAAAAAUGAGGACAGGAGUGACUGUGAGGAAAGAUCACAGAAAGUUUCAAGGAGCUGUUUCUCAAGCAAGAAUCACUGAGAACCAAUAAGCCUCUUUAAGUAUAGUUUUAAUCAAGAUCACAUCCAAUCAUGAAAUCCAAAAUUAGUCUUAAAAAGAUUCUGCCAGAAUGAUCAUGUUUUUCCACCAUGUGGAAACUGGGUCAAUGAAAUCUAUCAUUUUAAAAUACAUAAAAAAUACCAUUCAGACAUAAGACUUGAAAACACCUCUAUGGUGAACAUGUUUUUAAUUUCAAUUCAAAUUCAUCAAUAUUUUGUUCGGAGAUGAAAAAAAAAAAAAACUUUUCUGAUAUCAUAAUGAAGAAAAAAGCCUCACUAAAGUAUAACAUU